Oryzias latipes (Japanese medaka) is the source of this 14962-nucleotide messenger RNA. Lineage: Eukaryota; Metazoa; Chordata; Actinopteri; Beloniformes; Adrianichthyidae. The record is from RefSeq and is a predicted model, not a curated record.
UAUAACGUUAGCAUUCGAUAGCGCAAUCGCAAAAGCAUUGCCGCACGGUCUAAGUUGAGUAAAACUGCGAGUCUGCCGCAUUUGGUGAUUGAAAAGCUGGAGGAUGCCUCUUGCUUCUGAAGAUGCUCGCAAGAGGUUUCUCCUAAACACAACUGGAAAUUUCUUUGCAGUAAAGCCUGCAUCCACCCUGAAUGAUGAAGCAGAGCUGAACAACUUUUUGGAUGAUGAGAAUGAAUUUGUCUUGUCUAUCAGACGACGUGGAAAUGAUCUUCAGCUGUCAAAUAAGAUCGAGGCUCUUGGGGAAAGCAGAGAGAAUGUUCUGGUGUUCUUCAAGCUGCGUCCCACAGUGAUCACAGAGGAGAACCUUCAUCAGAACCUCCUGAUUUCUUCCAUGCUGGAGUCUCCCAUCAACACUCUCUAUCAAGCUGUCAAGCAAGUUUUUGCUCCUGUGCUGCUAAAGGAUGAGCGCUGGCGUUCAGCGUUUGACCCGAAGUUGGCAGGCCUGCUUAGUGAACUGGAGCUGGGCCUGGGCUCAGUGGUUCGCAGCUCUGGAGCAAAGUCGUCCGUGAAAGAGGGCUUUAUGGAGGAAGAGGUUCUGGGAAUUCUGACCCCCACUGAUGAGUUCCAGUUCUGGAGGGAAGUUUUAGAGUCUGCACAGAAGAACAGCGUGAGAGAAAGAGCCACAUAUUUCACUGAGCAGUUCAAAACCAUACAAAAGGAGUAUGAGGGUCUCGAUGCCUUGUCUCUGUCAGAUGUUGUGGAGCUGGUGGAACAGAGUAGAGAAACUCUGGACGAUGUCUGGAGGCAGACAGAGUUCCAGCCUUACCCAGAAGCUCGCAUGGUCCGACUCAUGGAUGUCAUUGGUGGCGCCCUGGGAAGAUACGUUCAGCGGAAACUGAGUGACUCCAAGGUUUUUGAGGAGCCGUUUGCUUCAGUGAGAGACAACCUCAGGAUGGCAAUCUCCAUCUGUGAGCAUUGGGUGACAGGAUGCGAGUUUUUGACCGGACAGGCGUGGAAAAAAUACUCUCCUCAUCCAUGGAAGGGAAGCAAGCACUGCCCACAGAGCCUUGACUGCCUCCUGAAAAGACUCAAUGAGGUGGUGACUCUGCGCGUUGUUCAUGAAAAACUUUUGUGUUUAGUGCCAGGAGGGAAACAGCAAGCUCUCACCUCAGAUCGUGUUUUUGAACCUUUUAUCGGACUCAACCCUUUGCAUUACAAUCCGUACACUGAGCCUCUGUGGAAAGCAGCAGUGGCUCAGUUUGAGCGGCUGAUAACUCCGUCAGAGCAGGAGGUUGCUGGGAGACUAAAGGCCUACAUUGCUGACGUGCAGGACAACCCACAGCAGCUGUUACAGGUGUUCCAGAAACACAAGGAGUUGAUCAGACGACCAACUAUUAACAAAGAACUGCAGACGGAAAGAGAGAUGCUUCUAGCCAGACUCCUGGACUACAACAAGGGCUUGAAGAGUAACUUUGAGAAUUGUUGCCAUGGUGGUCCUGGCGACAAGUCUGGCCCCCUCAGUGGCAGGAACCUCCCUGAAGUUGUGAACAAAGUAGUUUGGGUGCGGCAGCUCACACACAAGGUGGAGGAUUCUGUCCGCAUAGCAAAGGCUCUGCUCUCGGAUCUGUCUGGAUUUAAGACUUUUGUGCAUUUCUGUGAUGACCUGUCGGAAGUCCUGAAGGCAUACGAACAGGAGCAGUUUGAGGACUGGUCAAGAGAUAUUCUCUCUGGACUGGCUGAUCCAAAGUCUGGAAUCAGUCUUCAGGCCAGCAGCCGUGUGAUGGACCUGGACCACGCAGAUGGUCGGUUGAAGAUCCACUACUCGGACAGGCUGGUCAGUCUGCUCAGGGAGGUCAGGCAGCUUUCCGCUUUAGGCUUUCCCGUCCCAGCAAAGAUCCAACAGGCGGCUAAUACAGCUGACAAGUUCUACAGAGAAGCCAUUAUUCUAAAACAGGUGGCCAAUUUCUACAACACCAUUGACCAACAGAUGAUUCCUUCUCAGAGACCCAUGAUGCUCAGUCUUGCUCUCGCUUUUGAACGGGUCAUCAAGAACCCUCGAUCCCUGUCAAAGGAAUCAGGCGGUAAACUGCAGAUCACCUGGGAUAACCCCAAAGAGUUAGAGGGUUACAUCGCCAAGCUGCAGUCAGCUGCGGAGAAACUGUCCACUGAAAACAGGAAGUUACGAAAAUGGCACACCGACUUCAUCGACAAGGUUGUUAGUCUGAUGAAUGUUGAUCUUCUGAGGCAUCAGCAGCGGUGGAAGGAUGGCCUUCAGGAGCUACGCACAGGCUUUGCCACUCUUGAAGCUCAGGGUUUCAGGUCGGAUGACAUGCGGGCGUGGCGUCUGCACUGGAACCAUCAGCUGUACAAGGCUCUGGAACACCAGUACCAGACUGGAUUGGAAGCCCUGAACAAAAACUUGCCUGAAAUACAAAUCGACCUCAUUUUCAAGCAGGGUCGUUUACAGUUCCGUCCACCUUUCGAGGAGGUCCGAGUGCGCUACUUUAGAGAAAUGAAGCGUUUCAUCUCAAUCCCCAACCAGUUCAAAGGCGUCAGUGUCCAGGGGGAGGAGCUUAUCUUCACCAUAAUGAUCGACAAAAAUGCCUCAGGGUUCCUCACCAUUUUCAGCAAAGCCGAGGACCUCUUUAGCCGACUGCAGGCCAUACACCACAAGUUCAAGGAGUGGGUGGUGCUGGGCCAGGUGGAUUUAGAGAAGUUGGUGGAGAAGAAUCUGACGUCAGUUCAGGACUGGGAGAGAAAUUUCAAAGCCCUAAAAGCCAGAGGGAAAGAGUCAGAACGCCUGCCCAGCCAGGAGAAGGUCGACUGCAUUACAGUCAAUUGUGAGCCAGUCAAAAGCACAAUUGAUGAUUUGAUCCAAAGGCUGUUCGACAUGCUGCUCCUGUCACUCAGGAAGUCUAUACAGGGUCACUUGCAAGCCAUAGACAGUUUUGUGUCUGAAUCUAUGGAGGCCUUGUCCACUCGUCCAGACAACCUGGAGGAGAUCGGAGCAGCCAAUAGCAAAUAUAACCAGAUACUCUCUCGCAAGCCUGAAAUGCUGCCGCAGUUCCAGUGUGCUGAAGAGAAGAACCGCCUGCUCCGUGCUGUGGCGGGGGCGGGUUUUGACUCCCUGUCCUCAUUGAGGUCCAAGUGGGACAAACUGGAGCUGGUCAUGGAGAGCCACCAGCUGAUGAUUAAAGAACAGGUGGAGGUCAUGCGGAGUCAUGCAGCAGGACGGAUCAGCACCUACAGGGCAGAUCUAGAGCGUUUUCAACUUCGCUGGGAUCAGCUUAAACCCAAAGAUGAGAACCUUGAGGGAGGGGAUCAUGCUGCCCUGCUGGCAUGUCUUCAAACCAUCAGGGACAAACAGCAGGAGUUCCAGGAGCUGGAGCUUGUGCGCAGCAAACUGCUUGAGGACUGCACAUACUUUGAUCUCGACCCUCCAGACUUCUCCAUGGCGGAAGAGAUAAAGGUGGACAUGGAGGAGCUGAGUCAAACGUGGAGUUUGUAUGAGGAGUGGCAGCAGGGCUUCACUGAUAAGGCCCAUGAGGACUGGAUCACAUUCAGGAGUAAGACUUACGUUUUUGAAGAGUUUCUGCUGACAUGGCAGGACAGAUUAAGGAAACUAAAGCAACCGACUUCCAUGUCUGUUAAACUUCAAGGAGAAGUGGAUAAAUAUAAGAACAUGGUGCCCGUGCUGAAGUAUGUGCGUGGGGAGCACCUGUCUCAAGACCAUUGGUUGGACAUGUUUCGCAUGCUGGGUCUCCCACGGGGGACAACCUUAGAGAGGCUUACGUUCAGCGACCUCCUUGCAGUGGCAGAUACAAUUGUAGAGAAGGCAAAGGAACUCAAGGACCUGAAUAGCCGCGCUCAGGCGGAAGUGACAAUCAGAGAAGCCCUUCGGGAGCUGGAUUUGUGGGGAGCUGCAGCCUCCUUCACCCUCACUGAGUACACAGACAGCAGCGGGCGUACGAUUAGCCUCAUCAAAGACUGGAGGGAUGUAGUCAGCCAGGUUGGAGAUAACCGCUGCUUGCUGCAGUCUCUCAAGGACUCGCCUUAUUACCGCAGCUUCCAGGACAAGGUCAGUCUUUGGGAGGUCCGCCUGUCAGACCUAGACGAGUAUUUGCUUAACCUGAAUGCCAUCCAGAGGCGCUGGGUUUACCUGGAGCCCAUCUUUGGACGAGGAGCUUUGCCUCGGGAGGAGGCCCGCUUCAAACGGGUUGAUGAAGACUUCAGGUCUAUAAUGUCUGAUAUCCAGAGAGACACGCGAGUGGUUUCCCUUAGCUCCAGAGCUGGCAUCAAAAGCUCCCUUGUGGCCAUACUGGAUCAGCUGCAGCGCUGCCAAAAGUCCCUCAAUGAGUUCUUAGAGGAGAAACGAUCUGCAUUCCCACGUUUCUAUUUCAUUGGAGACGAUGAUCUUCUGGAGAUUCUGGGACAGGCAACCAACCCAAGUGUCAUCCAGUCACAUCUGAAGAAACUCUUUGCCGGUAUCCAUAGUGUUGUGUUUGAUGAACAAUGCCAGCACAUUGUGGCCAUGUGUUCUCUGGAAGGAGAAGUGGUACCGCUCAGAACUGCUGUCCGCAUCUCCAGCCUUGUUGAGGUGUGGUUAGGAGAGCUGUCUGUGCAAAUGAAGGAGACCCUGAAACAUCUGCUGUAUGAGUGUCUGAUGGCGGUGAAAAAAGGAAACGUCGACCCCUUGCGCUAUCCGUCUCAGAUUUUGUGUUUAGCUGAGCAGAUCCAGUUCACUGAAGAUGUGGAGAAAGCUUUAAAACAACAACAUCUGCAUCAGCUGGAACUUGAGCUUAACAGUAAAUUGGAGCACUACACCCGAGUGGACACCAACUCUGAUGAUUCUCCUAACACAGAGUCCGUCAUCUUACAGCUGAAGCUGAAGGCUUUGAUCCUGGACAUUAUCCACAACAUCAGCAUGGUGAAGCAGCUCAACCAGGCAGGCGUUACCAGCACUGACGACUGGGCCUGGAAGAAACAGCUACGCUUCUAUAUGGGACCAGACAAAUUCUGCCACAUUCAAAUGGUGGAUGCACAGUUCAGCUAUACUUAUGAGUAUCAGGGAAAUGCAGCUAAGCUGGUGCACACACCGCUGACGGAUAAAUGCUACCUGACUUUAACCCAGGCCAUGAAGAUGGGGCUUGGUGGGAACCCCUAUGGGCCUGCUGGCACCGGCAAGACCGAGUCUGUCAAAGCCUUAGGGGGGCUCUUUGGACGCCAGGUUUUGGUUUUCAACUGUGAUGAGGGCAUAGAUGUGAAGUCUAUGGGACGAAUAUUUGUGGGCUUGGUGAAGUGUGGAGCUUGGGGCUGCUUUGACGAGUUCAACCGUUUAGAGGAAGCCGUCCUCUCAGCAGUUUCUAUGCAGAUUCAGGCCAUCCAGGACUCCCUCAAACAUCACAAAAACAUAUGUGAACUACUGGGAAAGGAGGUGAGCCUGGACCCAAAUUCCGGUGUAUUCAUCACUAUGAACCCUGCAGGCAAAGGCUACGGGGGCAGGCAGAAACUUCCAGACAACCUGAAGCAGUUGUUCAGGCCCGUAGCCAUGAGCAAACCAGACAAUGAGCUUAUUGCUGAAGUCAUUCUUUACUCAGAGGGGUUCAAAAAUGGAGAGAUGCUGGGGGGCAAACUGGUUGCUGUCUUUAAUCUUGCCAGAGAGUUGUUGACGCCUCAGCAGCACUAUGACUGGGGCUUGCGUGCUCUGAAGACGGUUCUGAAGGCCUGUGGAAGUCUCCUGCAGCAACAAAGGAGGCGUCCCGACAAGGAAAAGGAAAUUCAGGAGAGCAGCCUGGUGGUGCAAGCACUGAGGCUCAAUACCAUGUCCAAGCUGACGUUUGCGGACAGCUCUCGUUUUGAUGCGCUGGUCAAAGAUGUCUUCACUGGAGUUGAUUUCACUGAUGUGGAGGACCAGAUUCUGAUCCAUGCACUAGAGCAGGUUUACCAAGAGGCUCAACUGGAACUGAUACCCGGCCAGCUAAAAAAGGCAUUGGAGCUCAAUGAACAGCUGAGGCAACGCAUGGGUGUGGUCAUUGUUGGGCCAAGCGGAGCAGGCAAGUCUACUCUCUGGAGGAUGCUCCGAGCUGCUCUGAGCAUGACAGGGAAAGUGGUGAAGCAGUACACUAUGAACCCUAAAGCCAUGCCCAGGCAGCAGCUAUUGGGACAUAUAGACAUGGACACUAGGGAGUGGGCUGAUGGUGUUCUGACACACAGUGCCAGGUGUGUGGUCAGAGAGCCACAGGAGGUGAACUCCUGGAUAGUGUGUGAUGGGGACAUUGAUCCAGAGUGGAUUGAAAGUCUUAACUCAGUCCUGGAUGAUAAUCGGUUGUUAACCAUGCCCAGUGGAGAGCGGAUCCAGUUUGGACCCAACGUUAACUUCCUGUUUGAAACCCACGACCUCAGCUGUGCCUCACCAGCCACCAUUUCCCGCAUGGGGAUGAUUUUCCUCAGUGAUGAAGACAUAGACGUGGGUGCAUUAAUGAAGUCGUGGUUGAGGGGCCAGUCAGACGAGUGCCGCAGUCAACUAGAAAACUGGCUAGGAGACUACUUCCAAAGAGCACUGGACUGGGUCUUCAAGCAGAAUGACUUUGUGGUGGAAACUAGUCUAGUGGGUACAGUUUUCAACGCUCUGUCACACCUCAGUGCCGUGAAUGAGAGAGGAGAGUUCCUCGUAGGUUUGCUGAGAGGCUUGGGAGGAAACCUCAAUCUUAAAACACGACAGGAGUUUGCUAAAGAGUUGCUAAGUUGGGCCAGAGAACCCCCCCCAGAUGCCAGAAAACCCCUCGACACCUACUAUGAUAAUAAAAGCGACCAUCUAGCAGCUUACACCUUCCAACACCCUGAGAGUCUCACGCUGGAGCAGUUCUCUCAUGCUCACAUGCUGCCUGUAAUAAAGACUACAGGGAUGCAGAGAGGUCUGCAUGGCUUUUUCCCAUGGCUCACAGCUUCACACAGGCAGCCCUUCAUGGUGGUAGGCCCUGAAGGCUGUGGAAAAGGGAUGCUUCUGCGCUACGCUUUCUCUCAGCUACGCUCCACUCAGGUGGCUGUGGUUCACUGCAGCGCCCAGACUUCAUCUCGUCACGUCCUGCAAAAGCUCAGCCAGACAUGUCUGCUGCUAAGCUCAAACACUGGCCGAGUCUUCAGACCCAAAGACUGUGAGAACCUUGUUCUUUACUUAAAAGACAUAAACCUACCUAAACCAGACAAAUGGGGGACGAGCAACCUCACUGCCUUCCUUCAACAGGCUUUGACAUAUAAGGGAUUCUAUGAUGAAAAUCUAGAGUGGGUCAGUCUUGAGAACAUUCAGGUGGUGGCCUCCAUGUCAACAGGAGGUUCUGUCUGCAGCCAUUCACUCACCUCACGCUUCUGCUCCAUUGUGCGCAUCUGUGCUAUAGACUAUCCGGACAGAGAGCAGCUUCACUCCAUCUACUCAGCUUACUUGCAACCUGUUCUCCAGCAUAGCCUGGGCAGCCAAGCAGGCUGGGCCAGUACAGGGAGAACUCAUCAGCUAGCUGGUUCUAUGGUUCAGCUCUAUGAACAGGUGAAAGCUAAGUUUACAGUGGACGACCACAGUCACUAUCUUUUCACACCAUGUAUCCUGACCGAAUGGGUUCUCAGUCUGCUGCGAUAUGACCUUACUGCAGCUCAAUCUAAUCUGACACAAAGUGUGCUGGAGGUGAUCGCCUAUGAGGCCAGGAGGCUCUUCAGAGAUCGGCUCGUUUCCUCUAAAGACCUCCACACCUUCGACAACAUGCUGUCUUCGGUCAUACGUGGAGACUGGAGCUCUGAUGCUCUGGACAACAUGGCCGAUGGUUUCUAUGUGACGUGGGGAUGCUCUGAAGGGACUGUGAUGGCUCCUUGCCAGCCUCUCCCUCCUCAUGGAAAACAAUUAGGUCGUCUUGAUUCGUCUGAUCUCAGAGAAGUCAUACAGAAGGGGGUAAUGCUCUAUAACCGUGACAACAAGGAGCUGGACCUCCUCCUCUUCUGGGAAGUGUGUGACUUUGUGUCCCGGGUAGACCGGGUCCUGAGUCGACUCGGUGGUUCUCUUCUUCUGGCGGGGCGGAGCGGAGUGGGUCGGCACACAGCAGCGUGCCUGGUGUCUCACAUGCACGGAUAUGCAUUAUUCACACUCAAGAUUUGCCGCGGUUAUACACUGAAACAUUUCAGCAACGAUCUCAAGAUGGUGAUGCAACUAGCUGGACUUGAUGGCCAGCAGGUAGUUUUGCUGUUGGAGGAUUAUCAAUUUGUCCAUCCAUCUUUUCUGGAGAUAGUGAACAGCCUGCUGUCAUCAGGUGAAGUUCCAGGUCUUUACACUCCAGAGGAACUGGAGCCAUUGCUGUCCCCACUUAAAGACUCUGCCUCCCAGGACGGGUUCAGUGGACCUCUUUACAACUACUUCUCUCACAGAAUCCAGCAAAACCUCCACAUUGUUCUCAUUAUGGACUGCUCCAACUCCAACUUCACCAUAAACUGUGAGAGCAACCCAGCUUUUUACCGCAAAUGUUCUGUUCAGUGGAUGGAAGGAUGGUCUGAAAGCAGCAUGAAGAAGAUUCCUGAGCUGCUCCUCUCAAAAACAGAAGAUGGUGGCAUCAAUGUCAGAGAAAAAGCGACUGAUGGAAAAAGCUCAGGGUCUGAGCAUGGAGACCUGUGCCGUUUAUUCUUAAUGGUUCACGAAUCAUGUAAAGAACACGGAGCAACACCGAGCCAGUACAUGGCAUUUUUACACGUGUACACUUCUUUAUACAGCCGCAAGAAAAACCAGCUUACAACCAGACAGCAACAUUUACAGGCAGGUGUGUCUAAACUGAAUGAGGCCAAAGCGCUGGUUGAUGACUUGAAGAGGCGGGCUGCAGAGCAAAGUGCACUGCUGAAGACUAAACAACAGGAGGCAGAUGCUGCCCUGCAGGAAAUCACCACCUCCAUGCAGAAUGCAAGUGACCAGAAAACAGAGAUGGAAAAAAUCAAGGAGAAAAUGGCAGUAGAGGUGUCCAAGAUUGAAGAAAGGAAGGCCAAAAUAGAAGACGAGUUAAAAGAAGUUCAACCUUUGGUAGAUGAAGCAAAGCGAGCAGUUGGGAACAUCAAGCCUGAAGCUUUGUCUGAAAUCCGUUCCCUUCGCAUGCCCCCUGAUGUCAUUAGAGACAUCCUGGAGGGGGUGCUAAGACUGAUGGGCAUCUUUGACACUACCUGGGUCAGCAUGAAGAGCUUUCUGGCCAAGCGCGGCGUGAGAGAGGACAUCGCCACGUUUGAUGCCCGGAACAUCACUCCAGAGAUUCGCCAGAGUGUGGAAGAGCUGCUCAACAGGAACAAGGCCUCUUUUGACCCCAAGAAUGCAAAGCGUGCGAGCGCCGCAGCUGCUCCUCUGGCUGCCUGGGUCAAAGCCAACGUCCAGUACUCCUUUGUCCUCGAGAGAAUAGGACCACUGGAAAAAGAGCAAGCUGGACUUCUGGAAAAUCUUCGAAAAACAGAAAAUAGGAAGAAUAAACUCGAGGAUCAGCUGAACAAUGUUGGAGCCAAGGUGAACAAGCUGAAAGAGAAGUUUCAGCGUCACACUGCAGAGGCCGCUAAGCUGGAGGCCGAGGUGACGAAAGCCCAAGACACCAUCACCGCUGCCGAGCAGCUCAUAUCGCAACUGGUUGGAGAACACACACGCUGGAAUGCACAGAUGUCUGAGAUCAAGACUGAGUUGGACACACUUCCUUUCAGGACUUUACUGGCUUCUGGCUUCAUCACCUACCUUUCUGCUGCUUCUGAAGACAGGAGAAGACACUGCCUGGAGACGUGGAUGUCUCAGUCCGGGCUCCAGAAAUUUGACUUGCGCUCAUUCCUUUGCUCUGAGAGCGAACAGCUGAUCUGGAAAAGCCAGGGCCUGCCAUCAGAUGACCUGUCGAUGGAGAAUGCGUUGGUUAUACUGCAGAUUAAUGCGCUCACAGUGCAGAGCGUCGCCUGUCCGUUCCUGAUCGACCCAUCAUCCCGAGCGACAGAGUGGCUGCGGACACAUCUCAAGGAGCACAAACUGGAGGUUAUCAAUCAGCAGGAUAAUAACUUCAUGACAUCCCUGGAGCUCGCUGUUCGAUUUGGAAAAACCCUUAUCAUCCAGGAGGUGGAUGGUGUGGAACCUGUGCUUUACCCACUGCUGAGAAGAGACUUCAUAGCACAAGGCCCGAGAUACGUGGUUCAAAUCGGAGACAAAGUUAUUGAUUACAACGAGGACUUCCGUCUGUUCCUGGCAACGCGAAACCCGAGUCUCUUCAUCCCUCCUGAUGCCGCCUCAGUGGUUACAGAGGUCAACUUCACCACCACCAGGGCAGGCUUGAAAGGACAGGAGCGGGAUGCUUACCUACCUCUUGCAGAGAGCGCAAGCAAGAUGUAUUUUGUCAUCACAGACUUGUCAAAGAUUAACAACAUGUACCGCUUCAGCCUGGCUUCUUUCCUGCGCCUCUUCCAAAGAGCUCUUCAGGCCAAAAAGGAAGAAGGAAACACCGAAGUGCGGAUUGCUGCUUUGCAGGCCAACCUGAAGAAUAUGGUGUAUGAAUACGUCUGCCGCUCACUUUUUAAGGCCGAUCAGUUGAUGUUCGCCAUGCACUUUGUGAAAGGGAUGCACCCUGAACUCUUCCUGGAGAACGAGUGGGAGGUGUUUGUUGGAUCUAUAGUGGGAGAGAUGUUUAAGAAAGAGGAUUUCCCUUCUUGGAUUGGUCAGGAGAGACAUGGAGCUGUGGCCGUUUUAAAAGCUACAUUCCCUGCUCUCUACCAAACCCUCUGUUUGAGUGACUCGGACCUUUGGCUGUCCUUCAUGCAAAGCUCACAGUGUGAACAGGAAAUCCCAUCAUCCAUUGCCAAAAAGAUGAGUCGUUUCCAGCAGGUUUUGAUGGUUCAAGCUGUCAGGCCGGACCGCCUGCAAAGCGCCAUGACUGCCUUUGCCUCCCACGCCCUCAGUAUGAAAGAGCUUUCACCGCCGCCUCUGAAUCUGCGCCGCCUCUAUGCUGAGACAAUGGAAUGGGAGCCAGUGUUAAUCAUCAUCUCUCCAGGAGCAGACCCAUCUCAGGAGCUUGCAGAACUAGCGGCAGAGACUGUUGGCAGGGACAGCUACCAUGAGAUAUCCAUGGGUCAGGGACAGGCCGAUGUUGCCUUAGGUACACUCAGAGAGUGUUCUCGAAAUGGAGACUGGCUUUGCCUGAAAAAUCUUCACCUCGUCACUGCCUGGCUGCCCCAUCUGGAAAAAGAGCUUAAUAUCCUUCGUCCUCAUGCGAAUUUCCGUCUCUGGCUGACAGCAGAGGUUCACCCCAAGUUUCCUCCCAUUUUGCUGCAGUCCAGCCUUAAGAUCACCUAUGAGGCUCCUCCAGGUUUGAAGAAGAAUCUUUUGAGAACAUACGAGUCCUGGACUCCGGAGCAGAUCAGUAAAGGUGGCAGCCUGGCCAGGGCGCAGUCACUUUUCUGCCUCGCAUGGUUCCACGCCGUCUGUCAGGAGAGAAGAAACUACAUCCCACAGGGCUGGACAAAGUUUCAUGAAUUUUCUUUGUCGGAUCUUCGUGCUGGCUUUGACAUCAUUGACAGACUGUUUGAAGCUGGUAAAACUGUCCAGUGGGACUUUGUCCACGGCCUGUUCGAGAGCGCCAUCUACGGCGGUCGCAUAGACAACCCAGCGGAUCUUCGCAUCCUGCGCUCCUACCUCAAACAGUUCUUCUCUGCACAGUUCCUGUCCUCAGUCGGACAGAGGAACAGCAGAGAGGAAGGGAACGUCUUUCCACCUCAGAUCGUCCUACCAAGCUCCUGCUCCAUUUUGGACUACCGCAGAGUGAUAGAGAACCUCCCAGAGGAUGACAGACCUGCAUUCUUUGGUCUUCCCGCCAACAUAGAGCGGUCCUCCCAGAGAAUCAUCAGCUCCCAGGUGAUUUCUCAGCUCCGAAUCGUCAGCCGUUUGGUGGCGACAGGUUCAAAGUUUGACAGGGAGCUCUGGUCCAGUAGUCUUUCACCCAUCCUUAACUUAUGGAAGAAACUCAACCAGGGAUCAAGUCUGAUUCAUCAGAAAGUGGAUCCACCUGUAGAAGGUCAAAGGUCUCCAAUCUUGUCUUUCAUUGUUCUGGAGCAGUUCAAUGCCAUUCGCAUGAUCCAGAGUAUUCAUCAAUCUUUGGCUGCUCUGAGCAAAGUCAUCAGAGGAACCCAGCUGCUGACCCCAGAGGUGCAGAAGCUGGCCACUGCCCUGCUGAACCAAGAGUGUCCCAUAACAUGGCAGAAUAAAUGGGAAGGACCUGAAGAGCCGAUGCAAUACCUCAGAGCUGUAGUAACUCGGGCUCUCGCCAUGCAGAGUUGGGUGGAACGUGCGAGCAGACAAGCUCUUCUUUCCAACAUCCUUGAUCUGUCAGAGCUCUUCCAUCCAGACACCUUCCUCAAUGCUCUGAGACAGGAAACAGCCAGAUCUUUGGGUUGCUCAAUGGAUAGCCUGGUAUUUGUGUCAUCUUGGAAGAGUCCGCUAGCCCAGGCCAAGCUGCAAAUACAGGUUGGAGGUCUACAAUUGGAGGGGUGUCGUUUUGAUGGCGUUCAUCUAAGCGAGAACCAACACCAUUCUCCCAGUGUGUCGGCAGUUCCAACGUGCUACAUGGCCUGGGUUCUGCAGAACGCCGCUGCAGACCAUCCUGCUUCAGAGGAAAAGAUCUGGCUGCCGCUGUACACCAGCUCAGAGAGAGUGAAGGUGGUCACACACAUCCCUCUGCCUUGUGGAGCAAACGCCAGCCACUGGAUUCAGACCGGAGCUGCUCUUUUUCUCAAACAGCAGUGAACAGAACCGACUUUAUAAGGACUCAUGUUUUGGUGUCGGGUCACAUUUGGUGUAAAGCUGCAAACCUCAGCAUUUUUUGUAGAUGUAUUCUGUUACUGAAGUGCUUUUUUUUCAAGCGUAUUUAUUACUUUAUUUUCCUAAGAAUUCUGUCAGCAGUAAGUGUUUAGUAAAGUACGACUUAUUUAAUGUAUCUUCACUUUGUGUUGUUUUGUCCUCGCGGAAUCAGUUUACCAAAAAAGUGUUUGCAUCGCCGUUGGUGUGAUCUUCCCUCAGUGUGCAGAAUUUUUAAUCUAGUGGAAAAACAACCAAAAACACGCACACAGACACACACACACAUACGGACAUGUUGGUCCCUGACUGCUGUGUGAUUGGCUCUGAGUCGAGGCUGAAUGGAGUCAGUGAAGCUGUGAUGGAUGGCCACAGAGCGCCAAAGAGGAGGGAGGGGGGGGAUUUUUUGAAGAAAAGGUGUUGAAGAAAAGGUUCCGAUUAAAUGAAGCCUUCUUUAUUCCUCUCUUAGUUUUUUAAUUGUGUUGAAUCGAUUGUGAAUAAAUUCAUGAAUGUGGAGUUUCGUGUUUGGGCAGACAGGAAGGAGUUGACAUGAGGGAGGAGUGGGUUGUGUGUGCGCGAGCACUGCGGUGUGACAAAGUGGGAGCGAAAUGGAACAGCAGGUUUAAAAAAAGUGAGAGGAUUGGAUUUCAGAGAAACGAGGCCCUGUGGGUCACGGAGGGGGAGAAAAAGACGGAGGGAUGAAGGCAGCCGAGAGAGACGGAUGAUGCAGGAAACCGUUGGAAAAGCUGCAAAAAAGUGAAAUGCAUGGCAGAGAAGCAGGAAAAAGGCUGGGGUCAGAAGUGACGGAAGGGCAAAGAGGGGGGGGGGAGGUCGAAGGGAAAGAUAGCUGGCAGGGGGCAGGUAGUGAGUGAUUCAUGUGAAAAUGAACAAAAGGUGGAAAAAAACAAAAGAGGCAGAUGGAAAGUUAAAUUCAAACUCUGACUUCACUCACAUUGCAGACCAGUAUCACAGCUAAUGUAUAAUAAUCCAACUUACAUUUUGUCAACCACACAAAGUAAAUAAAUACACAGAUGAAAACAUCAAGAACAGAAAAUAAAUGUAAAAAAAGCAAGUAACAAAAAAUAAUUCAUAAAUACAAACAAAAUGAUGUACGUUUGUAAGCAUGAAAAUAAGAAUGUAAGUACAUAUAUGUGUAAGUACUUAAGGAUCUAAGUAAAACAAGUAAGCUAGUAAAGAGAGCAAGCUAAGUAAGUGAAAUUAGUUAAAUAAGCACAUUAACUAAGUUAGUAAGUAACUUAAUUGGGUUCAUAAAGUAAGCUAGGAAGUUAAAGGAAGGAAAACAAAUUAAUACACAAAUAUUUUGCAAAAUCUUCCAAAGAGCAAUCAUUCUGUGCUUACAUUUUACUUUUGAACUAGAAAAUGAAACCUCAUUUUCAAAAGUCCCCCUGGCUCCAGACAUUUGGUUUCUAGAAUAGUGCAUUUAUUUGAUGACAGCACCAGGGGGAAAUCGACAUAAAUGAAAGAUGCUUGGAGUGAGGAGUUGGGCAUAGAAAUGUCAGAAUCAAUAUGGGAAAAGUGUUUAUCCAAGAUUCCCUCUUGCUCUGUUAACAGCAGACAUCAACUGAUACAAUUUCAAAUCAUCCAUCGGCUCCACUACUCCAAAGUACGAUUGCACAAAAUCUAUCCUUCAAUUACUCCCAUUUGUGAUAAAUGUCAAAUAUCUGAAGGCACAUUGGUGCAUGCUUUUUGGUCUUGUCCCUCAUUGGCUGGCUUUUGGAACAGAAUAUUUGACUCGUAUUCCAAAGCCUAUGGUUGCUUUAUUCCACCCGAUGCAGAACUUGCCAUUUUUGGCUGCAUACGUACCAGAACUAUCCCGAACUAUCCAGCAGCCACUAGAACUUGGGUUGAUGACUGCAAAAAGACAAAUUUUGUGAGAGUGGAAAUCUACGGCUUCUCCCUACUUUACAGUGUGGCUCACUGACAUGCUAUCUCUCAUUCACAUGGAAAAUAUUCUCCAUGUCAGGACUGCCUCAGUCAAUGUUAACAAUAAACUCUGGACACCAUUUCUAAAUCACUUUCAGAAAGUUAAAAUUAUUUAGCUCUAUAUUGAGACUGCAUUUUUCUUUCUUCUCUUUAUGUCCUAUUUGGACGGCCUGUUAAUAAAUAUUGAAUAUAAUGUAA